This is a messenger RNA of Fusarium tjaetaba, 2289 nucleotides long. RefSeq lists its product as uncharacterized. The record is from RefSeq and is a predicted model, not a curated record. NCBI's taxonomy places the organism in Eukaryota, Fungi, Ascomycota, Sordariomycetes, Hypocreales, Nectriaceae. The transcript has 2 exons. The coding region runs from base 1 to 2289 and encodes 762 amino acids.
AUGGCAAAGCAAAAAGGCAGCCAAACUCCUGGUGGUGAGGGGCAGAAUGCGACCCUGGACAACGCUUCGCAAACGCAUCCACAAACCUCGAAUACUAUGGAUACAAACGGAGGCAGUCAAAAGAAGAAACCAAAGAUGCCCAAGGAUGAUUCUUCUUCCUCAUCUUCUUCUUUCCAGACUCUUAAUAUUUGCCGGAAUAAGCAUUGGCGAUACAUAUCCGCUUUCCACGGUCCAUGGCUCCAGAUGCCUAUCGAGCUCCUCGAAACUAUUGCCAACAUCAACUACAAUACCCCGCGGCCGUGUCCUAUUGACCCUGCCGUCCUCUAUGACCUACUGAAAAUUCGCCGUCUCGUCGACGAAGCCACCAAUCUCGCCGUGAGAGCUGCUAGUGACAUUGCCUCACCCGUGUUGACUAACGUCCAUGGUGGGCUACCCGGCGCAUCUCCUAUGUCUGUGUUGGGAAUGACGGGGCCAGGACACGGGACAAGAUUGAGCCGCGAGCGCAAGUUUCGGAUGAGGGAGCAGGCAAGCCAGAAGCUUAGCCGUGCAUACCAUCUGGAUGAGAUUGCUUGCAGCGUUGCAACAAUGCAGGGUGCAUCACCGAUUGACGAAAUUGGGGCGAUGGUGCUGUUGCGUAACCCACAGGAUCCAGAUGCCAAAUAUGUACAUUUCUUUCAUGAGAAAAUACCCUCGCGUCAGUUGGCAGAGUCAACUAGUCUUCAGCCUUUGACAGACAUCAUAUCCGAGAGGCCCAACGAGGGCGAAGCUCUCCGAACGCGUGCAAUCGUCAAAACUUUCAAGGAGGAUUAUGAAGGUGCGGCUCAUGACUUGACGGCCGCUCUCGCAGUGUGUCGAAUACAUCAACAGCCACAUCGACUCAGUGGCGACGAACUAGAGUCCCAGUAUUCACAUCGGGGUAGACGAUGGCGCCAGGACAUCGUCCCAUCUGAGAAAGAGCAACCGAGUAGUUUGGAAUCUCAGCUGUUGUUCCUUCGUGGCGCGGCGUAUCUAUCAGUGGCAUGCCAGCAUAUCGGAGAUGGCAUCCCAACAAGUCAGAGCCAGAGUGGGCAUGCCGAUUCGCACAGGCCAGGCGAGGCCUUUGAUACAGAAGUCAGCGGCCGCAAGUCGCCAGAGAUUGACGAAAAGUCUCUCCGUGAACAGACCGAAGCGCGGAAGCUUGUCAAGAAGUACGCAAAAUUGGCGAUCCGAGAUCUCCUCGCCUUUAUGUCACAUUUUGACUACUCCCCCAAUUUACCGUCCUCCAUCGCAAAGGACUUUAAUGAUCGAGUCAAUUCCUCCGCAAAAGGCACCCGCAACCCUCGCCCUUCUGAGGCCACAUACUCUCUCGAGCCACAUACCACUUACGCCAUUUCGGAACUCUUCGCCGCCGUCCCCCCUUCAGACCUCCCUUCAUAUCCUAGCCAAGAGUUGACAACCUCCAAUGGCAAAACACCGCUUUUCGAUGUGCCCCAGACAUGCGAAUGGUCGACCUACCACCCCCUUAUGGCCGACGCCCUUCACUCCCUCCUCCUUUGCCACUGCCUCGCCCAAACUUCGACCAAGGAGCUUGAACGCCAUACCUACAUGGCGGCAAGGCUGAUCCGUAUCGCCGAUGGCUAUCCGGUCUUCCAACCUAGUCGUUCUGCUGCUCGGUCUGACUGGGUCGAAAUUCUCCGUCGUGCCGACGAUAACUGGCUACAGCUCAGCGCCUCUUGGGAGACCUUAUGCAUACCUGCGCCCCUCCCGUUCUUAUACGAUACCCUGCCCCAGAAUGUCUCAAAGAUGCACAUCGGUACUACUCGCAAGGAAGCUGCCGCCGCCGCCGCAUCUCUGAUCAAUGGUGGAUCUGACAACGCUAGACCAGCCGAACCAAGUCCGGCAGACAAGGAGCGUCAGCUCAAACGGGAACACAACCAGCGAGUCUACGAAGCCCUUAAUGAUGAACGAGUCUGUGACGAUGCUACGUUCCGUGCAUCCCUGAUGGCUAGAGAGAAGCGCGAUGAGAGAGAACGUGCAGCAACUGCCGCUGCUGCUGCCAACGGCUCUUCAUCCAAUGCAACAUCUACUAAUAAUUCAGGUCUCAAGGGAUGGUCUGACGAAGAUAGCAACGACUACCCCCUUUACAGUGUGAGGGCUAGCCUUAUUGGACAGUGGGUGCAGAAAGUACCCCGUGUCACUGGCACCACGCGGCGCAAGAAGCGUACCAAGAAGCCUGUCAGCAGGGCAAGUGAAGCUGGUCCUCCAGAGAAGAGGAACCUUGAAGAUGACAAAGAAUCUAUGCUGCUGUAA